AUUAGUUGUGGAUAACGGCUCCUAAUGAGUUUAAGCACAUCCAGAACCAGAGGUGGGCUUUAUUUCCCUUAAAGCGUCACGUAACAUGCAUUCAAAACUAUGAUAAUUAUAUAUACAAACACAAGUACAUAUAAAAGGAACAUAGUUUCCGAAGAGAAAAAAAAGUUUCUUGGUCGUCAUGGACUCUUCCUUGCUCCAACGCCAUAUCUUUCUUCAUAUCCUUACCAGUUCCACUUCAAGCUUACAUCGAUCAUUUGCGGCUCCACAUAACUUGGCAUUCGGACAUUAUAGGCAGAAAUGGCUGAAUCCCAGCUGUUGGGCAAUAGGGGUAGCUCGAAAUAAAGCAGGCAACUUGUUUGAUGAUCAGACUGAUAACGGGUCUUUGCUUGGCGCCUUGGACGAAUCGUCUUCCGUGCCGUUUGGGACCCUGAAAGCUGAAAUCACCCCUGAAACUAUUGAUUUCUUUGUAAGUGAUGCUGAAGGUGAUCCUGAUUGCCCAUCUGAAGGUUACUCAUCGAUUGACCAGGCACUUGAUACACUGCGUCAAGGAAAGUUUGUGAUUGUGGUAGAUGAUGAAACUGGGGACGUUGAAGGCAACAUUAUAUUGGCAGCAUCACUUACAAGUCAAGAGCAUGUGGCCUUCAUGAUUAAACAUGGCUCAGGGAUUGUUUCAGUGGGCAUGAAGGAGGAAGAUCUUGAAAGACUGAAGCUUCCUCUCAUGUCACCAGAAACUGAAGAUGAAGACUCUUCGGCCCCCACUUUCACAAUCACAGUGGAUGCUAAAGCCGGCACGUCUACUGGAGUUUCUGCAUCAGACAGAGCAAAGACUGUGCUUACUCUUUCAUCUCCUGAUUCUAAACCCGAAGAUUUUCGAAGGCCAGGCCACGUCUUUCCUCUGAAAUACCGAAACGGUGGUGUUCUGAGGAGGGCAGGUCACACUGAGGCUUCUGUUGAUCUGGUUGCUCUAGCUGGCCUACGUCCCAUGUCUGUUCUUUCAUCUUUAGUUGACUCAGAACAUGGCUCUAUGGCCUCUCUGGCCGAUUUAAGAAAGUUAGCCUUGGAAUAUAGCAUUCCAAUGGUCUCCAUUACUGAUUUAAUCAGGUACAAGAGAAAAAGAGAAAAUCUGGUUGAAAGAACUGCAAUUUCGCGUCUGCCUACAAAGUGGGGUGUAUUCCAGGCAUAUUGCUAUCGCUCAAAGCUAGAUGGAACUGAACACGUUGCUAUUGUUAAGGGAAACAUAGGAAAUGGAGAAGAAGUCCUAGUAAGAGUUCAUUCAGAGUGCUUAACAGGGGACAUAUUCGGAUCGGCACGGUGUGACUGUGGCAACCAGUUGGAUUUAGCAAUGCAGCUAAUUGAACAAGCUGGUAGAGGAGUAGUGGUUUACCUAAGAGGCCAUGAAGGAAGAGGGAUCGGACUCGGUCACAAACUCCGGGCCUAUAAUCUGCAAGAUGAAGGUCAUGACACGGUGCAGGCCAAUAUAGAGCUCGGUUUAGCAGUUGAUGCAAGGGAAUAUGGUAUUGGUGCUCAGAUUCUGAGGGACAUAGGAGUUAGGACAAUGCGGCUAAUGACCAACAACCCAGCAAAAUUCACAGGUCUCAAGGGGUAUGGGUUGGCUGUGGUUGGAAGAGUGCCUGUAUUGACACCGAUUACAGAAGAGAACAAGAAGUACUUGGAAACAAAGCGAACUAAGAUGGGUCAUAUUUAUGGUUCUGAUAUACAAGGGCCUCUAGCUGCAUUUUUCAAAAAGGACCAAAAAACGGAUACCCAAAGUUAAUUUUGAAGACAUUCACACCCCCAUUACAGUUAGAUAAAAGGGAAUUCCUUGUGUAUUACAUAUAGCUAUCUUAUAUGUUGAUAGCUAUCUGUUUCGUAAUUUUCACCAUGUUAGCAUUUCUCAAAAGCUAUUAAUACUGCUCAAUUUUGUUAUUAUCGAAUAUAUGGGGAAAUUAUAAUGGUUUAUUAUUA
Molecule: messenger RNA, 1965 nt
Organism: Cannabis sativa
Lineage: Eukaryota; Viridiplantae; Streptophyta; Magnoliopsida; Rosales; Cannabaceae
Product: monofunctional riboflavin biosynthesis protein RIBA 3, chloroplastic
Exons: 7
Coding region: 179-1774 (531 amino acids)
Biological process (GO): riboflavin biosynthetic process
Cellular component (GO): cytosol
Molecular function (GO): GTP cyclohydrolase II activity; 3,4-dihydroxy-2-butanone-4-phosphate synthase activity
Source: RefSeq, a predicted model, not a curated record